AUGUCAUUUUCGCACAGAGCUCUCUUCGUCAAGAACUUGAGCUUCAACGUCACGCCAGAGGAGCUCUUCGAUCUCUUUGGCAAAUUCGGCCCGGUCCGGUGCGUCCACUCCAUCACACUCGCCGUGCGAGUCUUUUCUCUCGAGCCAAAUCCGACAGGGCAUCGCCAAUCGAACACCAAAGGCACAGCAUUCGUUGUCUAUGAAGACGUAAUGGAUGCCAAGUCGGCUUGCGACAAGCUAAACGGCUUCAACUUCCAGAAUCGCUACCUCGUCGAUAAGAUGCUAAAGCAACAGAGCGAUCUCGCCGAGCGCCAAGAGAACUUAGAAAAGCUGAAGAAGCAACACGGUAUCGAUUAG
Molecule: messenger RNA, 357 nt
Organism: Parastagonospora nodorum SN15
Lineage: Eukaryota; Fungi; Ascomycota; Dothideomycetes; Pleosporales; Phaeosphaeriaceae
Exons: 4
Coding region: 1-357 (118 amino acids)
Cellular component (GO): ribonucleoprotein complex; cytoplasm; nucleus
Molecular function (GO): mRNA binding
Source: RefSeq, a predicted model, not a curated record